AUGUUUGGCGAUGUCAACAUCUCAGCUAUUUUGGACUCUCUGAGUGUCAGCUACGACAAAAGAGUGAGGCCCAAUUAUGGCGGACCACCAGUGGACGUUGGAGUCACCAUGUACGUGCUGUCCAUCAGUUCUCUAUCUGAAGUGAAAAUGGAUUUCACGUUGGAUUUCUACUUCCGUCAGUUCUGGACUGAUCCGAGGCUUGCAUACAAAAAGCGCCCAGGUGUUGAAACAUUGUCAGUUGGAUCGGAAUUUAUUAGGAACAUAUGGGUGCCUGACACAUUCUUCGUUAACGAAAAACAAUCCUAUUUUCACAUUGCAACAACAAGCAAUGAAUUUAUACGUAUUCACCAUUCAGGAUCUAUUACACGAAGUAUAAGAUUAACAAUAACGGCCUCCUGUCCCAUGGACCUACAAUACUUUCCUAUGGAUCGUCAACUGUGCAACAUUGAAAUCGAAAGCUUUGGCUACACCAUGCGGGACAUCCGUUAUAAGUGGAAUGAGGGGCCCAACUCCGUAGGCGUAUCAAGUGAGGUGUCCCUGCCGCAGUUCAAGGUUCUGGGUCAUCGACAACGAGCUAUGGAGAUUUCUCUUACGACAGGAAAUUACUCCCGAUUGGCAUGCGAAAUCCAAUUUGUGCGUUCAAUGGGAUACUAUCUAAUUCAAAUAUACAUUCCGUCUGGUUUAAUUGUGAUCAUAUCAUGGGUAUCAUUUUGGUUGAAUCGGAAUGCAACACCCGCACGUGUCUCUCUUGGUGUGACCACUGUGCUGACCAUGACUACCCUUAUGUCUUCAACUAACGCUGCUCUUCCCAAGAUUUCGUAUGUUAAAUCCAUUGAUGUUUACUUGGGCACCUGCUUCGUAAUGGUCUUCGCUAGUCUAUUAGAAUACGCUACUGUUGGAUACAUGGCUAAAAGGAUUCAAAUGAGGAAACAACGAUUUACUGCUGUCCAGAAAAUGGCUGCCGAGAAAAAGAUACAUAUCGAUGGCCCUCCUGGCACGUCUGAGCCACUUCCACCGCCUAGAACAAGCACACUUUCAAGACCUGCUCCGCCUAGCCGCUCAUCGUCGUACAACCCUCACACACAGGAGGUACGCUUCAAAGUCCACGACCCGAAAGUAUAUUCAAAAGCUGUGACUCAUGAAAACACGAUUAAUGGUGCAAGAGCCCCCCCACCGCCAGCCCCAGCUGCUCCUCCCUCAGAAGAAGAAAUACCACCGCAUCUACUACAAGCAUCGAAGAGUAUCAACAAGCUGCUUGGCACGACCCCUUCGGACAUCGACAAGUACUCGCGCAUAGUUUUUCCCGUUUGCUUUGUCUGCUUCAACCUAAUGUACUGGAUUAUAUACCUUCACGUUUCGGAUGUCGUAGCUGACGAUCUGGUACUUCUCGGGGAAGAACAUUAA
Molecule: messenger RNA, 1404 nt
Organism: Pieris macdunnoughi
Lineage: Eukaryota; Metazoa; Arthropoda; Insecta; Lepidoptera; Pieridae
Source: the annotation of a GenBank genome assembly